AAGGGAUCCCAAAUCCAAUUGAGAAAUUGUUUAUGGGAUUUGUUUAUGCAAAAAAUAAUAAUAAUAAUAAUACUAGUAUUAAUUUUAUUCGCCCAAGUCCCAACAGACACCGCAAGCUAAUUAUAAAUGUUGUCUUUGUUACCAAUUUCUACUACUUCUUCCGCCUCUUCCCUCUUCCUCAAAACCAGCCCAGCUUCCCCUCAAUUCUGUACUAAAUUUCACCAAAAAUGGCAGCUUUGGGAACUUUAGGUGCUGCCAUUGGCUUAAACCAGGCAACCUCUUCUUACUUGACCACCCCAAAACUCUAUUCCAUUGGAAAGAAACAGUUUUUGGUGAAAGCUUCUGCAAGUAGUUAUGCAUCAGAUGGGUAUGAGGAAGGGAAGAUGAUUAUAAAGAAGGAAAAAGACGGUUGGAAGAUUGAUUUCUCUGGUGAAAAACCCCCAACUCCAUUGCUCGAUACAAUCAACUACCCAAUUCACAUGAAAAACCUUUCUGUUCAGGAUCUUGAACAAUUAGCAGCAGAACUUAGAGCGGAGAUCGUAUAUGGUGUGGCUAAAACAGGAGGGCAUCUUAGUUCAAGCUUAGGAGUAGUGGAGUUAACUAUUGCCUUGCAUCAUGUUUUCAACACCCCAGAUGACAGGAUCAUUUGGGAUGUCGGCCAUCAAGUAAGCAUUUUUCUAUCAUUUCACGUCUGUAAGAUAAUGAAGAGCAGUAACUUAGUAGAUUUCUUUUUAUGGUGAUCCUGAAUUGUGAAUACAGGCGUACCCGCAUAAGAUUCUGACUGGAAGAAGACAUAAAAUGCAAAGCAUAAGGCAGACAAAUGGACUUGCAGGCUUUCCCAAGAGAGAUGAAAGCGUCUAUGAUGCUUUCGGUGCCGGCCAUAGUUCCACCAGCAUUUCUGCUGGACUCGGUAUGUUUGUUUGGAUUAGCACAUAAGUUAAUCGGCCAAAAUUCCUCACUUACAUAUAAGAACAAGAUUACAUUUUUGUCCUUUAGAAAACGAUAUCAGUCAAUUCAUAGCUCUUUAAGAUGGUACAAAAUUUUUAUCAUUUCUUACUCUUGUUAGAUCGUCAUUUCCCAUCAAAUGUGUCAACUAAAAUCCUUGAUCCUUAGUUCUGGAUUCUUAUGAAUUGAACUAGAUGAUAUGGUCACGUGAUGAUGGGUUGAGGAAAAAUAACUAUGUUGCUAAUGAGUGCUGGAAAAGUUUAGCUUUUUAACCAUGAAGUAUAUGUUAUUAUCCUUGUGAUGGAUGAAAAGGUAGCUUUGAUCAUUGUGAGUUACGAGCUUGUUGAUUAACUCUUUGUACCUUAACAUUUUACACCCCAUAUUGCUGAUUUCUGUGGUGCAAGGUCUUAAAAACGAAUAAUUGUUCUUCACAGGUAUGGCUGUUGGAAGAGAUCUUCUUGGAAAGAAUAACAAUGUCAUAUCUGUAAUUGGAGAUGGUGCCAUGACAGCCGGACAAGCAUAUGAGGCCAUGAACAAUGCUGGUUUCCUUGAUGCUAACCUGAUUGUCAUAUUAAAUGAUAACAAGCAAGUUUCUUUGCCUACUGCAACACUUGAUGGCCCUGCAACACCUGUUGGAGCACUUAGCAGUGCUUUGACCAAGCUCCAAGCCAGCCCCAAAUUCAGACAACUCCGUGAAGCAGCCAAAAGUAUCACGAAACAAAUUGGACCACAAGCGCAUGAAGUUGCCGCUAAAGUGGAUGAAUAUGCACGAGGAAUGAUCAGUGCUUCUGGAUCUACUUUCUUUGAGGAGCUGGGGUUGUAUUACAUUGGACCAGUUGAUGGGCAUAAUCUUGAAGAUCUAGUCACCAUUUUUGAGAAAGUCAAAGCUAUGCCAGCACCAGGGCCAGUUCUUAUUCAUCUAGUGACAGAGAAAGGAAAAGGCUACCCGCCUGCAGAGGCAGCUGCUGAUAAAAUGCACGGGGUUGUGAAGUUUGAUGUAAAAACAGGAAAGCAACUCAAGACAAAAGCCCCCACGCUUUCAUAUACACAGUACUUUGCUGAAGCUCUCAUUAAAGAAGCUGAAAUUGAUGACAAGGUUGUCGCGAUCCAUGCUGCUAUGGGGGGUGGGACUGGUCUAAACUAUUUCCAGAAGAAGUUUCCAGAGCGAUGUUUUGAUGUGGGAAUUGCUGAACAGCAUGCUGUCACUUUUGCUGCGGGUUUAGCCACUGAGGGGCUCAAGCCUUUUUGUGCAAUUUAUUCAUCAUUUCUUCAAAGAGGAUAUGAUCAGGUUGUACAUGAUGUAGAUCUUCAGAAAUUACCUGUGAGAUUUGCUAUGGAUAGAGCAGGUCUUGUUGGUGCAGACGGACCAACUCAUUGUGGAGCGUUUGAUGUUGCUUACAUGGCUUGCUUGCCUAACAUGAUAGUCAUGGCUCCAGCUGAUGAAGCCGAGCUCAUGCACAUGGUUGCUACUGCAGCAACCAUUGAUGACAGACCAAGUUGCUUUAGGUUUCCAAGAGGCAAUGGUGUUGGUGUUCCACUCCCUGCCAACAAUAAAGGAACCCCCAUUGAGAUUGGAAAGGGAAGACUUCUUAGGGAAGGGAGCAGAGUUGCGAUCAUCGGUUAUGGCUCUAUAGUACAGGAAUGUUUGGGAGCAGCAGAAAUGUUGAAAUCCCACAACAUCUCACCAACCAUUGCUGAUGCAAGAUUCUGCAAACCAUUGGAUGCAGACCUUAUUAGAAGAUUAGCAAAAGAGCAUGAAAUACUAAUCACAGUUGAGGAAGGUUCGAUUGGGGGUUUUGGAUCACAUGUAGCUCACUUCCUAAGCCUAAACGGUAUUCUGGACGGACCCCUGAAGUUGAGAUCAAUGCUACUUCCGGAUAGAUACAUUGACCAUGGAUCCCCAGCAGAUCAAAUCGAACAAGCUGGACUAUCGUCAAAACACAUUUCUGCAACAGUUUUGUCACUACUUGGGAAACACAAAGAAGCUUUUCAACUCAAAUAGAGAUUUUAAAUUAGUACAUUAAUUAAGCAUUACUAUGUGUAGCACUAUGUGAGAUCAUGAUGCCUUGAUUUAAUUUAGAGCCCUUCUUUAGGGUAGGAAAGGACAGCACAUUUGUUGGUUCCAUGGAAGAAUAUAACUUCUGGGAUUGGACAAUGCUGCUUCAGGGAAUCAAUGAAGUUCAAAGGAGGACUGUUUUUUUUUACGUGCCUAAGAAAUGCAUCCACCUGGGACCAUCUCUUAGGCCUAAUAUGUAAUGACCUCAAACUGUUUGUGCAUAUAAGAUAUAACAAUAAGGUGGUUUGAUUUUUUACAGAUGAUCUAUAGCCUCAAGAAACUACUACUACUACUGCCUUUUGAGUAUGAACUAAACAAU
Messenger RNA from Oldenlandia corymbosa var. corymbosa, 3320 nucleotides. The record is from the annotation of a GenBank genome assembly. NCBI's taxonomy places the organism in Eukaryota, Viridiplantae, Streptophyta, Magnoliopsida, Gentianales, Rubiaceae.